AUGGACAGUGAACGAGCGAGCAAGAGGAAGGGCUCCAGGUUCACCGACCCCUAUCCUGAUGCAGUUAGCUCCACAGCUGAUGUUGAAGGCCCACUCUACAAGAAGUUCUCCAGUGCGCUAGCACUAGCUGGGGGCUCACUGCUUUCUCCUGCAGCCCCUUCCUCCCUGCACACAGCUGCCAGCCCUGCCCGUCGACGGCACCGGACUACCUUCAGCCAAGACCAGCUAGACCAACUAGAGGCAGCAUUUGUGAAAAACCACUACCCUGACAUUUUCUGUCGGGAGGAGCUGGCUAGGACCACCAAACUCAAUGAGUCUCGCAUUCAGGUUUGGUUCCAGAACCGGCGAGCAAAGCAACGGAAGCAGGAACGGGCCCUCCCCAAAACAGGCACCCCUGGCAGAUUCUCUGCAUGCCCCACGCCUGCACCUCAACCCCGAACGUACCAAUACCACCCCGCUCUUGGGUCCCAUCACCACCUGCCCUGUUUCCCUUCCAGCUACACUCUGCCUCCCCCUCCUCCCCCUGGUCCUGCUGCCCAAUUUCCUUGUCCUGUGUCCCACCACUCCCAAAGCUCCCAUGCGCAUGAGGACUGGUACAGCCCGCUGCAUGCCAUUGGCUCCGCUGCUGCAGCCCCAUCCCCUGCCAUGUUCUCUCUGAGUCUUGAACCUGGCACCCGCUGGAACUAA
Molecule: messenger RNA, 687 nt
Organism: Varanus komodoensis (Komodo dragon)
Lineage: Eukaryota; Metazoa; Chordata; Lepidosauria; Squamata; Varanidae
Product: homeobox protein prophet of Pit-1-like
Exons: 3
Coding region: 1-687 (228 amino acids)
Biological process (GO): pituitary gland development; regulation of DNA-templated transcription
Molecular function (GO): DNA binding; DNA-binding transcription factor activity, RNA polymerase II-specific
Source: RefSeq, a predicted model, not a curated record